CAGCUUUGCAGGCUCGGCCGCUGGCCGCUGCCCGGCACUGGGCUCCCGGCGCUGCAAGGCGGAGAGUCCCGGGCCUGGCGCCGCCCGCGCAGCCCUGGUCGCGGCGACGGGCGCCGCAGCGUGACAGGGGGCGGGGCCGGCUAGGGAGUCUCUGGCGGGGCCGGUGACAGCGCCGGGGGCUCAGGGGCCGGCCGCCGCGUGACCCGCGCAGUAGAACGCCGAGCUUAAUCACAACCAGCUCGUGCUCCGGGCGGGUCGUGGUCCCCGUUCCCCAGCCGGUGACGCCGGGGGUUUCUUUCACGGCGGCUCCCUCUGACAUGCCAAAGCCGCCCGAGUAUUCAGAGCUGAGUGACUCUCUAACGCUUGCCGUGGGAACAGCAAGGUUCUCGGGACCCUUGCACAGAGCAUGGAGAAUGAUGAAUUUUCGCCAGCGGAUGGGAUGGAUUGGAGUGGGAUUGUAUCUGUUAGCAAGCGCAGCAGCAUUUUACUAUGUUUUUGAAAUCAAUGAGACUUACAACAGACUGGCCUUGGAACACAUCCAGCAGCACCCGGAGGAGCCGCUUGAAGGAACCACAUGGACACACUCCUUGAAGGCUCGGUUACUCUCCCUGCCGUUCUGGCUUUGGACGGUGAUUUUCCUGAUACCUUACCUGCAGAUGUUUUUGUUCCUAUAUUCUUGUACCAGAGCUGACCCCAAAACGGUGGGCUACUGCAUUAUCCCGAUAUGCUUGGCAGUUAUUUGCAAUCGCCACCAGGCAUUUGUCAAGGCUUCUAAUCAGAUCAGCAGACUGCAGCUGAUUGACACAUAGACUCGGUCACCAUUUUCCCCUUAUGAUUACAAAACUGCCAGUGCCGUGCGGGGCCUGAUCACAAGACGGCGGUUUUUCCACAGAUCUCAGGAAGUUGUGGUGGGGCAGAGGCCCUUUAAACAAUGUGACUAGGGGGCUGUCUCUAUCUGACUAAUGGGUUUUUAGGUGAAGCCUGAGACACAGUCCUAACAAAAUAAUGUUGAUGACUUCAGAUUUUGGAAGUAAAAUCAUGUCUGUUACUUGCAUUCUUUAGAAACUUGAAUAAGUUCCUAAACUCCUAUUCUUAUUCUACUGUGCAACAUAGUGAUGGUUCAGAGAUUUUUCCUUUGGGGGGAAAAAAAUGAACAUGAACAUUUCCAUUGUGUUUAAUGUGUAAAAAGGUCCAAACAUGGUCAUAAAGUUUAAAUUUUAUACAAUUACUUGGCUUGCUUUAAAAUUCUUCAGACUAAAACACCAAUUCAUGCUUUUCUGAGUAAGCCAACUAUUUGUCAGCUUGUGAGAAAUUGGUAUAAAAUUAUUGAGAUGAUUACUGUCCUGAUACAUAGAAUUCAUUCCUCCUUUUGGUUAAUGCUAUGGGCAUUCUUAAUGCUACUGAUUUUUUAAAAAAAAGAACUUGGGAAGAAACUAAAUGUUUGAAAGUUGAGAAAUCUAACUUAUACAUAGGAGAUGGAAACAAGGUGUUCAAUGAACAUGUUUGUCCCAGUGCCUGUCAGAUGUGCGAUAGCUCUCUAAAAGAUGCUAGCAAGUCAUCCUGAUACUCCUUUCUAGCCUCAGGGCUGGUCUUUAGGCGAGAGGUUAGUUGCAUGAAGAUGUGAUCCUUGUACUUCCUCCUGUGCAUUUGUACUUACUACCUCAUGUCUGGUACCAAUACAAAUAUCUAAAAAAUGGAAAUACUAGAUUUUAGGAUUCUUUUUUUCUGGGUGAGAUUAAGAUAUAUUUUUAUACAGCUAUGUCAUUAAUCCCAGGGAAAUAUUUCACACUGAUAGGUUUUAAUAACGUUUUGGGUGCUUACUCUGUUGGGCCCUGUUCUAAGAACUUUGCAUAAAUUAACUCAAUGAACAACCCUAUGAGCUAACAAUUAUCUAGAUUUCACAGAUAAGGACACUGAGGUGGAGCAGUUAAGUAACUUGCCAGAGGUCACACAGCUGGUAGGUGGCACAGCCAGAGCUGUGACCAGGCAUCGGAUGCCUGUUCCUAACCACAGCUACAGCGCUUCUCACAAGUGACAGCUGUUCCAGCACCGGGCGCUGCCUGCCUCGCCAAGUUAAAGAAUGGAGAUGGCAUCAUCGAGAAAGGUUUUUCUCAAUGGGCUACUGGAAAUCUAGAAGUUUCUAGCAAUCUCACCCUUUAAGUCUGAUUUGACUAGAAUGGAAUGCUGCACUUUCCAUAGCAAUCUCUUACUUGAAAGAUAAAGCAGGUACUUUUGCAACUCAAAAGCAGCAAGAUCAGAUUCUUCUCUAAUUAGUCCCAAUUCUUUCUUUUACUGCCUCCAUAGGUCUAGUUCCUGAAAUGAUUAUCUUCUCCUACAGUACAUAGAAUCUUCAAGUAAGCAGCAGUUUGAAGUACAGAUAACCCAAUCACUUGUAUCUUUUGAGUAUUUACUAAUUAUAGACGGUCCCUGACUUACCAUGGUUUGACAGGAAUUUUACACUUUAUGAUGACAGUAAAGCAACAUGCAUUCAGCAGGGACUGUAUUUGAAUUCUGAUCUUUUCCCAAGCUAGUGAUAAUACAGUAAGAGUCUCGUGAUGCUGGGCAGCAGUGAGAUGAUCUUGCCCAAAUGUAGGCUGAUAGAAGUGUGCUCAGCACGUUUAAGGUAGGCUAGGCCAAGCUCAGGGGUCCAGUGGGUUAGGUGUGUAAAUGCAUUUUCUACUUACAUUUUUAACUCAUGAUGGGUUUGAGAGUAACCAUCAUAAGUUAAGGAGCAGUGCAGUAUGCAUGCUGCAGGCGCUGCAUUGAGUGAUAUGCAUUCUUCAUGACAGCCCUAUGAGGCCGGUAUGUACUGGUACUAGUGCCAUUUACAGAAGAGUAAAAUGAGGAAAUCUGAGGAAUUAAUAACUUGCCCAUGAUCACACAGCAAGUAAGUGGAAGAGCCAGGGCAUUGAACUGGGGAUGUCUGGCUUCAGAUCUCCAGCUCUAUCAUCCCAAUCUAUUGCUUCUCAAUAAUUUGAGGAACAUCAUUGAGCAGUUUCUUGUUUUAUUUGACUAGUCUUGAAGCAAUGUUAGUUUGGAAAUGAUUUAAGAAAAUUACUUGUUACUUUUUAUUUUACAAAUGUUUGGUAUAAUGCAAGGUUUGUGAAUUGGUCACUUGUAAAGUGACUUCAUUUUUAUUGAAGUACAUUUUCUCUCUUCACAUUCUAAUAUUGAGAUUUGGUAAGUAAAUGCUCGUCUCUGUCUUUCAAGGUAAUAUGUCCUUGGUAGUAGAAAUGUUAGAAUAAUUACAGUAGGAGUAAUGCAGUAUUUCUAAAUGUUUCAGAUUGCAGAGUUAAUCUGUUUUUGAUUACUUAGGAAUUAAUUAUCCAAGUUGGAUUAUUACUAUUUUGUCUAUGACUAUUUAAGAGUUCAAAGCACUCUUUUGGGAAAGAGGAAAAGGUGAAAUUUAUCUCCCAGCUCUAUUAGACAGAGGAGGAGGUUAAAAUUGAUGGAUUGGAGACCUAUUAUUAUAGCAGGUCAUCACUUAUUUUAUAUUCUCAUCACAAUACAAAAAAGCAGUGACUACAGGAUUAGGUAGUGAGAUAAACAGUAAAUAAGGGCAGUGUAUCAGAGAUUUUAGGAAAGAGACAGGCUUCCUAGGAUCCCUAACCAGUCAGUAUAUGCUUCCAGGUAUGAGAAAAAUAGAGUGGUAACGAAAAGUUUUUCUUGGGGGUGGGGAGUCGUUAAAGUACGCCCAAGAGAGUAACUGUACCCAUAAUAUAAUCAAACUGGUAUAUUUCGUUGACCGUGGUAUUGUUAAAGUCUUUAUUGAGAAUAUCUAGUGUGGAUUUUUUGGAUGGGUUUAACAUUUUCAAUCUCAAAAAUACUGGCAGAAAAGCUUGCCACAAUACCACAUGACUCAUGUUUGCAUCAAACAUUUGCCGUCAUUAUAAUUUCUACAACACAUUUUUUUUUAAGUGCCAUGUAAUUGUAGACCAUGAUUGGGAAUCAUCAUGCAUUAGUAUUUUUGUUUUGGUCUCAGGCAGUGAGUGGGGUCUUGAACUGUGGCUGUAUAUUAGAAUCACCCAAGGGAAUAAAAAUCGCAAAGCUCAUAUGAACAAUGUCAGGAUCCCUUUUCCACCAAUUAUGUCCAUUUCUGUGGGCAUAGUCCAGGCAAUCCUGUUUUUAGAGGCAGGUCUUUGAGUGAGUCUGUCAGGGUUUUCUGCACCAUAAAGACUCAAUUGUUAGUCA
Messenger RNA from Myotis lucifugus (little brown bat), 4191 nucleotides. It is a transcript of the gene LYSET, whose product is annotated as transmembrane protein 251. The record is from RefSeq and is a predicted model, not a curated record. The transcript has 2 exons. The coding region runs from base 318 to 809 and encodes 163 amino acids. Lineage: Eukaryota; Metazoa; Chordata; Mammalia; Chiroptera; Vespertilionidae.